AUGGUUGCGGGACCCAAUGUCUCCGUCUUCGUCACAAGCAUAAUAUUCACAACUCUUUCUUUUGUCCUCGUUGGGCUGCGAUUAUACACGCGCAUUGUGGUGGUGCAAAAUGUUGGAAUCGAUGACUGGUUGAUGCCUGCCGCAUUGGCGGCCUCAAUCGGCUUUUGCGUCGUUGUCAUGCAUCAAAUCAAGUUUGGAUUAGGUAUGCCGAUGUCUACCAUCGCAGAAGAUGACCUGGUCCGAUUCUUCCAGUGUCUCUGGGCGACGAUUCCGACCUACAAUCUAGCUCUGUUGCUUUGCAAGCUAUCGAUCGUCUUCUCAUACUUGCGCGUGUUCAAGAUCCCGACAACACAGAAGAUUUGCAAGACCAUGCUGGCUGUGCUCGCGGUAUACGGUGCCUGGACUGUCUUUGGAUCAAUCUUCAUGUGUGUUCCCGUACAGGCCUUCUGGGGCGACGGCACGGGGAAGUGCAUGAACCGCUUGGCUUUCUGGUUUUCCAACGCAGCUUUGAACAUUCUCUCGGACAUUAUCAUUUGUUGCAUUCCCAUACCACUGAUCAAAUCCCUGCAAAUAUCCAAGAAGCAGAAGAUUGCGCUCAUCAUGGUCUUCGCCGUGGGAGGAUUUGUUUGUGUGACUUCUAUGAUUCGGCUUUACUCUCUUUACGAGAUUUCCGUAUCUACCGACACAUCACGAGAUGGAGUCCACAUUGCGACAUGGUCCGGCAUAGAGAUCAACGUCGCCAUAGCCUGCGCCUCUGUACCUGCACUCAAGCCACUCAUCGUGAAAGCAUUCCCGAAACUGUUGGCGAGUACUCAGCGCAGUGGAUAUCGAUCAGGCAACGCUUACAGUGGGAUGAAUGCUGAGGACUCGCAUCACAUGCAAUCAAUGCGGAGUCGGAAGGCUACCAAGACGAAUACAAACAUCGCCAUUGAGACAAAAAUAGAGAUUGUAAGUCGCAACGGUAGCCAAGCCGACUUGGUACGACAGGGAGGUGGAAACGGCACCAUGGUGGCUGAGUGUUAUUCAACAGAGGAGAGACCGCCGGCUCAAGGUCGUGAUAUGGUUUGA
This is a messenger RNA of Colletotrichum abscissum, 1068 nucleotides long. RefSeq lists its product as uncharacterized. The transcript has 6 exons. Bases 1 to 1068 code for a protein of 355 amino acids. Lineage: Eukaryota; Fungi; Ascomycota; Sordariomycetes; Glomerellales; Glomerellaceae. The record is from RefSeq and is a predicted model, not a curated record.